AUGGCGGACACUGCUGCUCCCAUUGAGCUUCCUGUCAUUGACAUCUCCAACCCGAAUGAUCCCGCCGUGGGGAAGGCCAUGCUGGAUGCCGCGGCCAAGUACGGAUUUUUGUAUGUGAAUAGCAAGGGCACUGACUUCUCUGUUGAGGAUGUUGAUAAUGGAUUUGGAUUGUCGAAGAAGUUCUUCGCUUCUCCGGCCUCGGAGAAGGAGGUUUGCCGGAUUGAGCCGAACAACCGCGGUUGGUCUGGUAUGCACACGGAGACACUUGACCCUGAGCACCAACGGACUGGUGACUUCAAAGAAGCCAUGAAUUUCGGUGACUUCAAGGAUGGCAAGGCUCAACAGCCUCUCCCAGCAUCACUGGCUCCCCACGAAUCCGAUAUCAACGACUUUGCCCAACUCUGCAACAAGACCUGCACUCGGAUUCUGAAUCUUCUUGCUCUAGGCCUCGAGAUGCCCGAAGAUUUCUUCACAACUCGCCACAACCCCAGCAACGGUCCUACAGGUAGUAUCCUGCGCUACUUGUACUACCCAUCUAUCUUCUCGCCCGCAACAGCAAGCUACAAGCAUGAUAAGGACGUACGUGCAGGUGCUCACUCCGACUACGGUAGUAUCACUCUUCUAUUCCAGCGACCCGGUCAACCAGGUUUGGAGAUUUUUACUCCCGAGGGAACCUGGGCCCCUGUCCCUAUUAUCCCCGGUAAUGAUGCGGAUGCGUACCCCUUCCCACCAAUCUUGGUGAAUAUUGGAGAUCUGUUGAGUUACUGGACCGAUGGGUUACUUAAGUCUACUGUUCAUCGGGUUGUGUUCCCCCUUGAAGAGCAGAGGAGUCCUAAUCCCCAGGAUCGGUAUACCCUUGUUUACUUUUGUCAUCCUGUUGAUACUACCGAGUUGGUUCCUGUUCCCAGUGAAAUUGUUAAGGAUCAUCGUGCGAAGGUUGGAGGCGUCGGUGUUGUUGGGUUUGGAGGUGGUGCGGGCAGUAUGGAGCCCGGCAAGCGUCCCUUGACUGCUUAUGAGCAUCUUGAGUCGCGGUUGGCUGCUACUUAUGGGUUUACUAAGGACGAGUAG
This is a messenger RNA of Penicillium malachiteum, 1068 nucleotides long. RefSeq lists its product as uncharacterized. The record is from RefSeq and is a predicted model, not a curated record. Lineage: Eukaryota; Fungi; Ascomycota; Eurotiomycetes; Eurotiales; Aspergillaceae. The transcript has 6 exons. The coding region runs from base 1 to 1068 and encodes 355 amino acids.